Molecule: messenger RNA, 4101 nt
Organism: Emys orbicularis (European pond turtle)
Lineage: Eukaryota; Metazoa; Chordata; Testudines; Emydidae
Gene: SIK3
Product: SIK family kinase 3
Exons: 22
Coding region: 16-3651 (1211 amino acids)
Biological process (GO): protein phosphorylation; intracellular signal transduction
Cellular component (GO): cytoplasm
Molecular function (GO): protein serine/threonine kinase activity; ATP binding
Source: RefSeq, a predicted model, not a curated record
GUAGCCCAUGGACGGAUGGCUGAGAAAGAAGCUCGGAGAAAGUUCAAGCAGAUUGUAGCUGCUGUCCACUUUUGUCACUGUUGUAACAUAGUUCACAGAGACUUGAAGGCAGAGAAUCUGCUGCUGGAUGCUAACCUUAACAUCAAAAUAGCAGAUUUUGGGUUCAGUAACAUCUUCACACCUGGCCAGCUGCUUAAAACCUGGUGUGGGAGUCCCCCCUACGCGGCCCCCGAGCUCUUUGAAGGGAAGGAAUAUGAUGGGCCGAAGGUUGACAUUUGGAGUCUUGGUGUGGUCCUGUAUGUGCUGGUCUGUGGUGCUCUGCCCUUCGAUGGGAGUACUCUGCAGAAUCUGCGGGCAAGGGUGCUUAGUGGGAAAUUUCGCAUUCCAUUUUUUAUGUCCACAGAAUGUGAGCACUUGAUCCGCCACAUGCUGGUGCUGGACCCAAGUAAGCGACUGUCAAUGGACCAGAUCUGCAAACACAAGUGGAUGAAGCUUGGGGAAGCUGAUGCAGAGUUUGACAGGUUAAUAGCAGAAUGUCAGCACCUGAAGAUUGAAAGGCAGAUGGAACCACUGAAUGAAGACGUGCUCUUAGCAAUGGUAGAGAUGGGGCUGGACAAAGAGCGCACGCUACAGUCACUAAGGACAGAUGCCUAUGAUCACUACAGUGCAAUCUAUAGCCUGCUGUGCGACCGGUUAAAGAGACACAAGAAUCUGCGCAUUACAGCACCUCCCAGUGUGCCACGGACCAUGGCCUUCCCCACACCAGCUAACAUCCAGGCGGAACAGGCAGGCAACCCCGUGAGUAUCAAUGUGCCACAAGUCCAGCUCAUCAACCCUGAGAACCAGAUCAUAGAGACUGAUGGAACAAUGAACUUGGACAGUGACGAAGGGGAAGAGCCAUCCCCUGAAGCCCUGGUCCGCUAUCUCUCAAUGAGAAGGCACACUGUUGGAGUCGCAGACCCACGCACGGAAGUGAUGGAAGAUCUCCAGAAGCUCCUGCCAGGCUUCCCUCGUGUCACUCCCCAGGCACCGUUCCUGCAGGUGACUCCAAACAUGAACUUCAUGCACAAUAUGCUGCCUAUGCAGAACCUGCAGCCGACUGGCCAGCUGGAGUACAAGGAGCAGUCCUUGCUGCAGCCCCCCACUCUGCAGUUGUUGAAUGGAAUGGGCCCUCUGGGGCGGCGGGCUUCAGACGGUGGAGCCAACAUCCAGCUGCACGCACAACAACUGCUGAAGCGUCCUCGAGGCCCUUCCCCACUCGUCACUAUGACGCCAGCCGUGCCAGCAGUUACCCCUGUGGAUGAGGAGAGCUCCGAUGGGGAGCCGGAUCAGGAAGCUGUGCAGAGAUACUUGGCAAAUAGGUCAAAAAGGCACACUCUGGCAAUGACCAACCCUACAGCUGAAAUCCCUCCAGACUUGCAGAGGCAGCUAGGACAGCAGUCUUUUCGAUCCCGGGCUUGGGCUCCACACCUGGUACCCGAUCAGCACCGCUCUGUUUACAAGGACUCAAACACCCUGCACCUCCCCACUGAGCGCUUCUCCCCGGUUCGCCGCUUUUCUGACGGUGCUGCCAGCAUCCAGGCGUUCAAAGCCCACCUGGAGAAAAUGGGCAAUAACAGCAGCAUCAAACAGCUUCAGCAGGAGUGUGAGCAACUACAGAAGAUGUACGGUGGGCAUAUGGACGAGAGAACCCUGGAAAAGACACAGCAGCAGCACAUGUUGUACCAGCAGGAGCAGCAUCAUCAAAUUCUCCAUCAGCAGAUUCAGGAUUGUAUUCGCCCACCUCAGCCAUCUCCACCCUUGCAAGCUCCUUGUGAAAACCAGCCAGCUUUGCUCACCCACCAGCUGCAGAGGUUACGGAUUCAGCCAUCUAGUCCACCCCCAAACCACCCUAAUAAUCAUCUCUUCAGGCAGCCAAAUAGCAGCCCCCCUCCUGUGAAUAGCAGCAUGCUACAGACUCAUGGUGCGGCCUCUCAGUCCCAGUUCCAAGGGAUGCCUUCCCACAGUGCGAUCUUCCAGCAGUCUGGUAACUGUUCCCCUCCCCCGAACGUGGCACUGACAUGCAUGGGCAUGGCGCAGCAGCCGCAGCCGGUCACCAUCCAAGUGCAAGAGUCCGGAGAGAUGCUCAGCAACAACCUUCUGCAAGGGGCAGCUGUGGCAGGGCAGGGCAUGUCCCCUCACCCACGAGGCAUGUCUAUCAACCCGAGUGCCAAUCAGAUCCAAAUGCAGCACCGCGCUAACCUGAUGGCUUCUCUCACGUACGGUCACAGGCCACUGUCCAAGCAGCUCAGUGCUGAUAGUGCAGAGUCGCACAGCUUGAACAUGAACAGGUAUCCCCCUGCUAACUAUGACCAGGUGCACUUACAUCCCCACCUGUUCUCCGAUCAGGCCCGUGCAUCCCCCAGCAACUACAGCCCAUCAGUAGGGGUGGGAUUCCCCACAACGCAGCAAGCCCUGAAGGUCCCUCAACUUGAUCAGUUCCCUAGCUUCCCUCAAAGCGCACAUCAGCAGCAGCCGCAGCACUACACGGCAUCGGCACUACAGCAGGCACUGCUGUCCCCAACUCCGCCAGAUUACAGCCGACACCAGCAGGUACCGCAUAUCCUCCAGGGACUGCUUUCCCCCCGGCACUCGCUCACGGGGCACACGGACAUGCGACUGCCCCCAGCAGAAUUUGCACAGCUCAUCAAGCGGCGGCAGCAGCAGCAGCAACAGCAGCAGCAAGAAUUUCAAGAGUUGUUCAGGCAUAUGAGCCAAGGAGAUGCUGGGAAUAUGAGCACCAGCAUGGGACAGAACCUCUCAGAGCGUCAGUCGUUGUCUGUGCCUUAUCAGAAUGCUGACACGUACCAUCACAACAGCCCCCAACAUCUCUUAAAAAUCAGGGCACAAGAAUGUAUCCAGCAGGUAUCUGCAGCAGUGGCACCACAUGGGUAUGUACACCAGCCAGCUCUGAUCCAUUCGGAGAGCAUGGAGGAGGACUGUGCAUGUGAGGGUGCCAGGGACAGCUUUCCGGACACUAAGAGUUCAAAUACAUUGACCAAAGGUGGCCAUGAGAACCCACUGCUUUUAAAUGCAGGAGGGCAUGGGGACCCAGAAUCGCUGCUAGGAACUGUUAAUCAGGGGCAGGAAUUGGGGACGCAUCAUUACAGACAUCAGCCAGCUACCGGAUUCAGUAGGAAUAAGGUGCCCAGCAGAGAAUCCAUUGUAGGGAACUGUAUGGACAGAAGUUCUCCAGGACAAGCUAUGGAGAUGCCCAAUCAUAAUGGAUUGGGUUAUUCUGCAAGACCAGCUUCCAUUGAACACCACAGACCCAGGACUUUGCAGAGACAUCACACCAUACAGAACAGCGAUGAUGCCUAUGUCCAGUUGGAUAACUUGCCUGGAAUGAGUUUAAUGGCUGGAAAAGCACUAAGCUCUGCUCGGAUGUCUGAUGCAGUACUCAGCCAGUCAUCGCUCAUGGCCAGCCAGCAGCUACAUGCCAGGGAGAGCGAGGACUGUGGGGAAAGUUUGGAAGGUCAAGAGCACCCAAAUCUAGCUGAUGUCAGCCAGCAUUUAAACACCUCUUGUUAUCCAUCUACGUGUAUUACAGACGUCCUCCUGAGCUACAAGCACCCGGAGGUGCCCUUUGGGAUGGAGCAGGCUGGGGUGUAGCAGGAGGAGGGAGUUUUGUGUACAGCUUUGAAAUGAAAAGGUCCAUUUUAAACCAACAGUAUCUAGCAGCAUUGCACCAAAUCGCCAUAGUAUUUCUCACUGAAAUAUCAUGGCUCCUUUCCCCAUAAUCAGUUCCUCAGUGUGUCGUUCCUUUGGUUUCUUUCGUUUCUGCCAUAUUUGCCUGUAACUUCAGCUAUCAUAGAGCUAACCAGAGAACCUGAGUCCUACACCCUGUGUGAAAGGAUUGAUGGAACUUGAGUUUUGCAUUUGGUUUGGAGGGGGUUUUAAAUGCGAAGGGCCAGGCAAUCACAGAUGGUGCAGACUCAGGCGUUCUCCCCUUCAUCCAACCCCGCUCUUAAGGCCUGUCCAACAUCCUCUUUUUCUGGGGACAAGGAGGAGAGCAUGGGACAAAUGCCUUCCUGGAGCCUGCCUGAAUAGGGGAAGCAAGGG